AUGGAAAGCAAACUAAGAAAAUUCGAAUAUCGAAAAAGCGGAAUACCGUCAUUUUUUAAAAACAAUCUUUCUACUGAUCAUAGCUUGAACGAAUCGGCUAUUAACAAUAUUAACAGCUUGUCUAAUAUUAAUAACGCUACUGUUGACAGUAUAAACUUAGUCGUAUCAGACACCAGUAAUCAUGAGUCGAAACGAGAAACUAUUCUUAUUAGUGACCUCUCAGAAGUAACUACUAAUAACAAUGGUGGUGAAUUAUCUGAAUCAACCACUAAUAUAAUUGAUGAAGAGGAAGAAGAAUCAAGAGAAAAAGUGGCAUCAGAACUUGUGGAGGUUCUCAUAAAAAUAUUUACGGAAUUAAAUCAACGAUACGAACACGAUGAAACAAUAUUAAAACGAAUGAAACAACGAAUAGAAGAAGAUGAAGAAUGCAACGACCCCAAGAUGAUAUUUAAAGUCACAUAUAAGAAAAGAUUCCUAGAGGGAUAUACAUCAUUUCUUGCAUUUCUUUAUCAUUGGGGACUAGGAACAGAGAUCGAUAAACGCGAGAUGUUCUUUUGGUAUCAUAUCGCGGCUGAUAGAAAUGGGUUAGCGGCAUGUCAAGUCGGAUGGUGUUAUUAUGAUGCGGUUGGAACGGAAAAAGAUCAUGGUUUGGCAUUUUAUUGGUUUAAAAGAUCUGCCGAUGUUGGCUAUGCUGGUGGUCAAGACGCGCAGAAUCAACUCGGGAAAUUCUACCAACUCGGUCAAGUAUGCGAGAAGAAUGACGUUCUUGCGUUUGAAUGGUUCACGAAAAGUGCCAAUGCCGGGUUUCCCGAGGCUCAAUUGAAUCUCGGGUACUGCUACAGCUGUGGAAACGGCACGUUGCGCAAUGGAGCACUCGCAUUUCAUUGGUUCAAAAAGUCAGCGGAAAAUGGGAAUUCGGAUGCACAAAAUGUAUUGGGGUAUUGUUACCAGAUGGGGUUUGAUGUGAAGUUGAACUUACAGAUAGCUUUUUUCUGGUAUCAGGAAGCUGCGUCACAGUAUAAUGGUAAUGGAUGUUUUAAUGAGGCUUCUUGUUGGAAUCAUGGGACUGGAACUGUUAAGAAUUUGUUUCGCGCGAUUAAAGGAUAUCGAAAUUCUAUGGAAUAUGGAAAUUCUGAUGCAUUAAAAGCUAUUAAUGUUAUUUUUCGAAAAUAG
Messenger RNA from Ambispora gerdemannii, 1173 nucleotides. The record is from the annotation of a GenBank genome assembly. Lineage: Eukaryota; Fungi; Glomeromycota; Glomeromycetes; Archaeosporales; Ambisporaceae.